CAAUAGAUUAAGAAGCAUGUCUGAUAGUUACGCUACCAAGGAAGAAGCUCAGGCCAUUUUCAAUAAGUUGAAACAACACCCGGCUAAUCAAGUGUGUUUUGAUUGUCCAAAUAGAAACCCAACAUGGUCUUCAAUUCCGUUUGGGGUUUUAUUAUGUUUAGAAUGUUCAGCAGUUCAUAGAAAUAUGGGUGUCCAUAUUUCGUUUGUUAAGUCAACUAAUUUGGAUUCAUGGCAAAAAAUCCAAUUGAGACAUUUCAAAUUUGGUGGUAAUCAUAACGCUAAAGAGUUCUUCAUUAAGAAUGGUGGAUCUCAAUACGUUAAUAAUAAAAAUGUUGAUCUGAUUGCAAAAUAUACUAGUCCUGUUGCUAAAAAGUAUAAAGAAAAAUUGAAACAAACUGCUUUACAAGAUUCUGCUAAACAUCCAGAUACUGUUACUUUAGAUGAUUCAACUGAUAAUUUAUCAGUUCUUGAUUCUAAUUCAAAUUCAAAUAGUAAUUCAACCGAUGAUUUUUUCACCAAUUGGAAUAAACCAAUAAAUGCCACUCCAUCUCCAUUAUCUUCCAAGAAUAUCACUCCAAAUGCUUCUACUGAUGAUCUUUCAUCAGUUAACUCGAACAACUCAACUACUAAAAGACCCAUCACUACACGUACUACCACUACCUCUUCUUCUAGAUUGGCUAAUAAGAACAGUGCAACUGCCGCUAAGAAAUCAAUUUUAUCCUCUAAAGGUAAUGGUCCUCGUACUUCAAGAUUAGCUGCCAAAAAAAUUAACAAAAAUGACGAAGAAGAAAUUGAUUUCGAUGAAAUUGAAAAGAAGGCUAAAAAAGAAGCAGAAGAAGCUAAAAAAUUGGGCUAUAAUCCUCAAGUUGAAACCCCUAACACCAACGGGACUUCAAGUACUAACACUGGUGUUAGUUCUCCUUUGAAUUCAAUUACUCCUAACGAAUCUAAAAAACCAUUAUCCUUAUCAUCAUCAAAAGAUGAUUCAGCUUCGAAAGUUCCAAUCAAGGAAACUACUCAACAGUUCCAAAGAUUAGGAUUUGGAAUGGUUCAAGGUGAUAAUAAUUUAACUGAUCCAGCUAAAAAACAAUACAAAGAAGUUAAAUAUACCGGUGAAGUCUCUAAUAAAUUUGGUACUCAAAAGGGUAUUUCAUCAGAUGAAUUUUUUGGUAGGGGUCCAAGAUUUGAUGAGCAAGCUAAAAAUGAAGCUAGAGCUAAAUUACAAGCAUUCAAUGGAGCUCAAUCAAUUAGUUCAAACUCUUACUUUGGCGAAGAAGAAGGAACAAGUAAUGCAGCCCGUGGUGCUGGUAACGGAGGUCAAAGCUUGGCUGAUUUAGAAGCAAGUGCCAGAGACUUUGCUUCAAAAUUCUCUGGUAAUGCAAAUCAAGAUUUGGAUGUUUUGAAAGAUGCAUUAGAAGAUGGUGCCAAUAAGUUAGGUGGUUAUUUGAGAGAUUUUUUAAGAUAAGUUUGAUUAGUUAAAAUUUGUAAAAUAAUUGUUUAAUUCAAUAUUUUUGUAUAUUUGUAUUCAAUAAACAUCAGAG
Messenger RNA from Hyphopichia burtonii NRRL Y-1933, 1541 nucleotides. RefSeq names its product ADP-ribosylation factor GTPase-activating protein (gene GLO3). The transcript has a single exon. Bases 17 to 1465 code for a protein of 482 amino acids. NCBI's taxonomy places the organism in Eukaryota, Fungi, Ascomycota, Pichiomycetes, Serinales, Debaryomycetaceae. Gene Ontology annotation, biological process: COPI coating of Golgi vesicle. The record is from RefSeq and is a predicted model, not a curated record. Gene Ontology annotation, molecular function: GTPase activator activity.